CUGGGAUUACCAAUCACCAGUCGCAAUCAGCAGUUCGUCCGGGCUACAAUGCUUGUUUUAAUUUCGGCGAUUUCAAUUAUUCUCAGUUCAUCUGUUAGCAGUGAACCGGCAAACAAAUUUGAAACCACAUGGGGUUGCUUACAGUACAAUACGGAUCAUGGCUACAAGCAUGCACACCCGUAUUAUCCUAUUAGUCGUUUUCGAAACUUGAAUGAAACCAAGGAUGGUGUCAAAACCUUCAGGAUGGGUGUUCUUGGCCCUAAUGAUGGACAUUUGCGUAUAGCCCCAAAUAUGUAUCCUUACGAUAAAACCGAAAUGAAUGAGAUCGUUCUAUCCGGAUGGGGAAACACCAAAACUGUUGUUCGUCAUUAUACACGAAAUUCACCUCAGGAACAGAUUAGUGAGGUUGUGCUCCGAGAGCAAUCUAGCAUUGGAAUGCUGUCGUACUUCAAGCCACUAAUGUUCACCGUCGCCAUUCACCCUGAAGGAUUGGUGCAACUCACAAAGGAUGAGGAUUCUCGGCCGUUUUUAGAAUAUCGAGAUUCAAAGGUGGCGGCAAACUAUAUUGGGUUCUGCAAUUGGGACAAACCGUUGGUGUUCUUCUACGACUGUCCACUGGAGCUGGAUCAAAGAGCUUGCGAAGGAAUAGUGUUCCGAAAGUAGUGAGAUUUCGCUGGUAGUUUAUCAUUUUUUUUCUCGCCAUUUGAAAUAGUAUAACGCUGUUGGAAAUAUAUAACGCCUCAAUUACCUCUUUGUAACGCAUGUUUUAUUAAAUUUUAAACAUUUCUAGUUAUUUCAGGAAUGAGAACGUAUGUCGCAAGAGAGAGGUUACUCAACAUGUUCUGACUAGACAAAGUGAAAGCGUCAAGACGGGUUAAUUUUCAUCUUAUCACUACAGAACGCAAGUGUUCAAUACUUAUGGGUCCGUAAUACUAUGGGUCUCCGGGCCGUCUAUGAAAGUUUGUUUUUGGAGCGAAGCCUUUCGGCACAUUUUAUGUAAGUGAAAGGCAGAAAUGCAAAAAAAAAACAAUCUGACCACAAAAGUUUUUGUACUGAACGGCUUUCAUAUCGGCACCAAUUCAAGUAUCAUUAUACUGCUUUAACCUUAUUAUGUAUAUAAUGACGUAUGCAUAUAAUCAGUUCUGAAUGGCAUCUUCCAUCUAUAAUCAAUACUCUCAAGCUAUUCUACACGAUGCUGGGAUUACCCAUCGCCAGUCGUAAUCAGCAACUCAUCCAGGCUACAAUGUUUGUUUUAAUUUCGGCGAUUUCAAUUAUUCUCAGUUCAUCUGUUAGCAGUGAAUCGGCAAACAAAUUUGAAAUACAAUACGAAUCAUGGCUACAAGCAUACACACCCGUAUUAUCCCAUAAGCCGUUUUCGACACUUAAAAGAAACUAAGGAUGGUGUCAAAACCUUCCGGAUGGGUGUUCUAGGCCCCAAUGAUGGACAUUUGCG
Molecule: messenger RNA, 1453 nt
Organism: Armigeres subalbatus
Lineage: Eukaryota; Metazoa; Arthropoda; Insecta; Diptera; Culicidae
Exons: 4
Coding region: 49-663 (204 amino acids)
Source: RefSeq, a predicted model, not a curated record